AUGAAUGCCACUAGUCAUUCAAUUGUCAUGACACUUCAUCCAGCAACAAUCAAUGACGAGAGUAUCAAACGUUUUCGUUUGCAAUAUGGAAUCAAUUUUCCAUAUCAACAUACGAUUUAUAUAAACAAAAAUCAAACUUCAUUAUUUAUUGAUAAACUUGAACCAAAUCAAAAAUAUAUUUUCUCAUUGAUUGCACUGAACGAAAAUAAUGAUACCGUCAUUCCCGAACAAUUCUAUGAUUUUCAAAUGCCAUCCGAAGAUGAUGAUCGUCAACCGCCGAAAACGCCAUUAGAACUAAAUCUCAUUCCUCGUUCGAAAACAUCCGUUCUUUUACAAUGGACUGAUGUCGAUUAUCCAAAGUCCAGUCGUCUGCCAUCAUCACGUCGUUAUAAGAUUCAAGUACACGAAUUAGAUCUGAAUCAACAAAUUGUAAAACAACAAGAAAUCUUGACCAAUAACGAACAAUCACAUCUGAUUGAAAACUUAAAACCGUUAACAAACUAUGAAUUUGCUGUGAAGGCAAUUGAUGGUGAUCUCGAAAGUGAUUAUUCGUUAUCAAUUGAGUAUUCGAAUGCGAUUUAUCCGAUAAAACAGUUAAAUAUGAUAACGAACAAUGAUCCGUCAAAGGUAACAUUAACAUGGCAAAUACCGGAAGAUACAAGUGGAAUUAAAUCAUUUAUUAUUUAUUAUAAUGAACAAGGAGAAAGUGGACCGGAACAGAAAGUUAUCGUACCUGCUGAUUCUACGCAAACGACAAUUUCAAACUUAAAACCGAAUACAAAAUAUUUGUUUAGAAUUGUUUCAGCUAAUCAAUUUAAUGACGAAUCAACACCGGAAACAAGAUUGUAUAAAACUCCGAAUGUUGUAGAUACAAAGAAUGUUGAAGCGAACAAAGUUCAAAAUAUAUUCGGCUGGCCAUCAUUGGGAUUAUCAAAUAAUUCGUGGCUGAUCAUUCUGAUUGUAAUCAGUAUCAUCUGUUUAUGCGUAUUUAUCACUGGUAUUAUGAUUUGUUCUCGAACACAAUGCUGUUUUUGUGUGUCAAAUGAUAAAAAGCAAAUUCACGAUUCUCCAACACAUCUCCAUCAACGGCAAUAUUCUCCGACAAGUAACACAGCAUCGUCGUCACUUAUUAAACCAACUGAUCUUUGGGCUGGAGCGGAUUGUCUUUCACCACCAACAGCAACAAUUCGGAAUUCAAAUGUUGGAGAGAGACACUAUGAAACAUCGUCAACAGCGGGUAGUGGAACACUACAACGAUGUAACCAUCAUCAUCAUCAUCCUCUGUAUCUUCACAAUCAAGAAACACAACCACUGACAAAUAAUCUGGAAUCGAAUGUGGAUCAACAACGACAUUCAUUUGUACCUUCAAAUGAUGGUUCAAGUUCGAUUGAUGGAAAUACAAGUGGAUUUACAUUGAACGGAAAAUUUAAUGCUAGUGUCCGUUCAAGGCCUAUUGCCGUUGGCGGAUCAUUUGAUCAACAAACACAAAAGAAGGCAAUGAAGAAUCUACCAAUGGGUACAGCAUAUAUCAUGAAUCAUACGAAUAUAGUUCAACAACAACAGCAUGUCACUGUUCGACCUAUUCAACAAAAAGCUCAAUAUAUUGUGCGACCUACUGAUCAAUCCCAUUCAAUUGGAUCAGGUCCAUCAUCACCCGACUACCAACAUUCCCCAUCCAACAGUCACUGCAGUUCAAAUCAUAAUCCACCAUCGAUUCAAUCAAAUUCUUUUCAAGGAGCUGUUGUCUACGAUAAAGUCUCCAAUACAAAUAAUGCUAAUGAACAUUCCGACAGUCAACGUGCACUUCUACUUACAGCCAAACCGAAUCUACGUAGUUUCACCGUUCCUGUUGCUCCACCAAUUAUUCCACCACCGACAAUUUCCACUAAACAACAAGGAACUAUUUUACCGGCAAAUGCUCAAUACAAAUCGCCAUUUCGUAGUCCAAAUCGUCCGAUAUUGAAUAAUUAUACAAAAGAAAUUUCGUCUGAUGAAAUUGAUGCCAAUCCAGCUGAUGUCCUCGAAGAUGUACGCAAUCAACUCGGCAAUCUAAUGAAGAAAGAUUUUCAAUAUUUCAUUUUCGAUAUGCCUCGAUAUGCACAAUUGGUCUUAGGACCAGCCGGUUCAGGAAAAUCGACCUAUUGUAGUUCGAUGGUAAAACACGGUGAAGUUGUUAAACGAACAAUUAAUGUUGUUAAUCUUGAUCCAGCAGCAGAACAUUUCGAUUAUCCGGUGUUCGCUGAUGUACGAGAAUUGAUUGAAAUUGAUGACGCUAUGGAUGACCAAGCAUUACGAUUUGGUCCAAAUGGUGGUCUUAUUUUCUGUAUGGAAUACUUUGAAAGAAAUCUCGAAUGGUUACAAGAACAGUUAGGUGAUGGCGAGGAUGAUUACUUUCUAUUUGAUUGCCCCGGUCAAAUUGAAUUAUAUACUCAUGUGCCUAUUAUGCGCCGUGUAGUAAACCAAUUACAAAAUUGGAAUUUUCGUGUUUGUGGUGUAUUUCUUGUCGAUGCGCAAUUUUGUGUUGAACAAUCGAAAUUUUUAAGUGGAAUGUUAACAGCAUUAUCUUCUAUGAUUCAACUAGAAAUUCCGUUUAUUCAUGUUUUAUCGAAAGUUGAUCUUCUUUCCAAACGCGAUAAGAAACGUUUGAAAAAAUUUGUCGAUCCUGAUGUAUAUCAACUGGCAAGCAGUGAAAUAUCGAAUAGUUUUCUCGGAAGAUACGGUCAACUAAACAAAGCCAUAGCAAGUGUGAUAUACGAUUAUAGUCUAGUGAAAUUUUAUACAUUAGACAUGAGUAAAGAAGAUUCGAUCACAGAUCUGUUAGUAGAAAUCGAUUUAUGUAUGCAGUAUGGUGAAGAUUUUGAUGUUAAAGAACCAAAAGAGGUGGAAGAUAAUGAACAGGAUGAUUUUCAUGAUGAUGAGUGA
Adineta ricciae is the source of this 2922-nucleotide messenger RNA. Lineage: Eukaryota; Metazoa; Rotifera; Eurotatoria; Adinetida; Adinetidae. The record is from the annotation of a GenBank genome assembly.